ACGUCACUCUUCCUGGCUUCUCUGGCGGCAGUCAAUGGUCACGUGGACAUUCCCAAAAGUCCCAAAGCUGCUGGGCACGUCAGUCUUUGAGGGUCAACAGAUCAUGGACCGACAUGAUGGCCGUGGUUGUGUCACGGAGCAUGCACCUCUGCAGCCAGCCGUGGGAGCCUUAAGAAGAAGCUGAGAGAGCCCCCAAAAAUAAGGCAGGGCGUCUUCAUGAAAGUCGUAAGUGGGCUCGGGCGGCCAUGGACCCAUUCAGUCAGCUCAUCCUCACCAUCUCGGUGACCAGCUUCUUCACCUUCCAGUGGCUCUUCCACAAAGUCAGCCCUUGGGUGUCGGUGCGCGUCAGCCUGGGCUUCCUGGGCCUCAGUGACAAGCAGAAGGUGGAAUGGAACUCAAGGACGGUGUCAACUCUUCACGCACUGGUGGUUGGAAUCUUCUGUCUCUACAUUUUGUUCUUUGACGAUGCCGUCAAUGAAGAUCCAGUCUGGGGAGAUCCAACUUUAGUAAAGACUAAUGUUGCCAUCACAACAGGCUACCUCAUAUCUGACCUUCUGCUAAUAUUUUACUAUUGGAGGGCAAUAGGAGACAAGUUUUUUGUAGUACACCAUCUGGCAGCGUUGUAUGCUUACUACUAUGUACUGGGCCAUGGCAUGUUGCCAUAUUUUGCUAACUUCCGUCUACUCGCCGAGUUUUCUACUCCGUGUGUGAAUCAGCGCUGGUUCUUCGAGGUUCUAGGCUACCCCAAGACCUCGCGGCCCAACAUGGCGAACGGCAUGGCCAUGGCGGUCGUGUUCUUCGCUGUGCGAGUGGCCGUCAUGCCCGUCUACUACGCACGCAUGUACGCCGUGUACGGCACCGAGGCCUUCUACCUGGUGCCGUACGGCGGGCGCUUGGCAUGGAUCUGCUCCAGCAUCUGCUUGGACGUCAUGAACGUCAUGUGGAUGCACAAGAUCGGCCGCGGAUGCUACAAGGUGCUGCAGUCGGCGCGCAGGAGCAAAGCGACUCAGGAGAACGGGAAGUCCAACUAAUGCGGGGGAGGACCCUAACUUGUCCAAGGGGCACCGAUACAGGAGAGAAUGUACUUUUGAAAGUGGGCGCAGUAGCUGAAAUAUGAUGGACCAUGUGACGGACCCUCGUUAAGCCAUGCAUGUGUCCAUGGCCUAUUUCUUUUUGGAUAAGCGACUACUUGGAUGGACAAUUUGAGCCUAAACCAAAACAUUUCAUGGUUUAUUUCCACACAUACACUGGUCAAACUGACUGCUGGCUGAUGAAGAAGAAGAGGAGUAUCUCACCGAUGGUCAGUGCCAUUAAACCCUUGGAUAGAAGGUCAGCCAUAUUUUUUUACAUGACUCUACAGGGCCAAGAAGAAGAAAAAUGCAAAGAUAUCUUACAUUUCACAACUUCAUUGGAGUAUUAAUACAUGACUGCGGAUGGGGAUUUUUUUGUAGAAGCCUAAACCAAAACAUUUCAUGGUUUAUUUCCACACAUACACUGGUCAAACUGACUGCUGGUUGAUGAAAAAGAAGUGGAGUACCUCACCGAUGGCCAGUGCCAUUAAAUCCUUGGAGAGAAGGUCAGCCAUAUUUUUUUACAUGACUCUACAGGGCCAAGAAAAAGAAAAAUGCUAAGAUAACUUACAUUUCACAACUUCAUUGGAGUAUUAAUACAUGACUGUUGAUAGUUUGGUUUUUUUUUGUAGGAAAAAGCAGUACCUUUAAAAAUGCUGAAAGGGGAAACUGAAUGUCAAUGCUAGGUGUUACUAUGAGAGAUUUGAUGACAACAAACACGCACAAGUUCACUAGUGAAUUUAUUCAAGCAUCAGGAGCAGGGGUGUCCAAUAAAAUAAUUUGAGUAUUAAUAAGCUAAAACAACCAAGUGUCAUUGAAGAUAUGCCAAGAUUCUAAAACCUUUGAACCUAGGUAGCUACAUUUGAAUAAAAUUUGAACACAUUGUUAGUUCAUGCACUGAUUUUAAAACUAUUUGGGGCUAAAGAUUUCAUGUAGAUAUUUCUGAUGGAGUUUUAUUAGUGGGCGCCAGUGUACAGUGGUAGUUUGUCACUCAUGACACUUGCAUUUGAAAUCUCCCAAUGAAAUAAAUCAAUUUUAUCAGCACUAUUUUAACAUGUAACAUGGCUUUUAAAAUACAAAAGUUUUAGGCUAGAAAUAUGGUAACAAAACAGUAUAAUAAAAUGCUUUCAAACAACUUUAAUAGUUUAGGAAUUACUGUAAUAAUGUACAGCAUUUUACCUUAGAGAGUGGACGAGGGCAGUGGUUCUCAACCUUUUUUCAGUGAUGUACCCCCUGUGAACAUUUUUUUAAUUCAAGUACCCCCUAAUCAGAGCAAAGCAUUUUUGGUUGAAAAAAAGAGAUAAAGAAGUAAAAUACAGCAAUAUGUCAUCACUUUCUGAUUUAUUAAAUUGUAUAAUUUGUAGUGGUCUUUCUUGAACUAUUUGGAAAAAAAUAUAUAAAAAUAAGUAAAAUAAUUGUUGAAAAAUAAACAAGUGAUUCAAUUAUAAAUAAAGAUUUCUACACAUAGAAGUAAUCAACUUAAAGUGCCCUGUUUGGGGAUUGUAAUAGAGAUCCAUCUGGAUUCAUUAACUUAAUUGUAAACUUUUCUUUACAAAAAAAGAAAUCUUUAACAUCAAUAUUUAUGGAACAUGUCUACAAAAAUCUAGCUGUCAACACUGAAUAUUGAAUUGUUGCAUUUUUUUUAACAGUUAAAGAACUUACAUUCAUUUUUUGUUGAAGUAUUAUUCAAUAAAUAUAUUUAUAAAGGAUUUUUGAAUUGUUGCUAUUUUCAGAAUAUUUUUUUAAAAUCUCACGUCCCCCUUGGCAUACCUUUAAGUACCCCCAGGGGUACGCGUACUCCCAUUUGAGAACCACUGGACUAGGGUAUCUUCUUUGAGCUGCUUGUCCGCCAAACACACUAUCGGCAGCUUCUCCUUAUUUUCAUGGAUAAAUGUCUGCCGUUUAGAUAUUAUUUUAACAUUCUUGACUGCCGCAGCUUCUCCUUAUUUUCAUGGAUAAAUGUCUGCCGUUUAGAUAUUAUUUUAACAUUCUUGACUGCCGUUAAAAUGAUUCUGCAUAAAUGUGGUGCAGCGUAGACGUGCUACACUUACAGUCGGCAAUUAUUUCUUUAAUUCUCUGACUGAUCUUCACCGCUGUCCUUUGCACUCCAAAAUAAAAGUAAGUCAAUCUCUAGCUAUAAGCUAAUGCUAGCAAUUAAGAUCAGAAGUUGGGAUCUUGCAGGGUUCCAACUAGCGGUUGGGAGGCUCAGUCCAAAAUUUGCUCACAACCUAAAACAUAACAAACUUAAAAAUAACUAUCUGGUGCAACUGGAGUCUCUGUGCAGUUCAGUAUAUUUAAAUAAAAACAGCCUCCGUAUCAUCUUUUUUUCAUUGUAUACUACUUUUUAUAAUUCUGUAGGCCGAUUAAAAAAUAUAUGGCCUUCCGGUCUCACUAUGUUUGGACACCCCUGAUUAUGACAGGGAAAAAAAACUAACUUUUACUUAAAGGCACUUCCCUCCUGUACUGAGCUGCAUUAUUUAUUUCUAAAUUACGAUAUGGGAAAAUGAUACAGUAUUUAGUCACACGGAUGCAAACAUGAAUUUAUAUCUAUUUUUUUAUUCAUUUGUGUUGCCUUUCUUAAACAUUUUUAAUUGCACAUUUUCCUUCCCAGAUGACUGUCAGCUUAUUUUCGGCCUUUCUCUGUUUUGUCUUUACCAAAAAAAGUAGUCUUUGUUCCUUUUAACCUGUGAUAAUUUUUGCUCGGCGCAAGUUGCAUCCACAUCGUCGUGUCUAUUAUGUAGGACAGGGGCUCCCCUGAAGAGCAUUAAAAGUUACUAGCUGGUGAGUAGUAUUAUUGGAUGUACAAGGAGAAAUAUAUUAGUCCUUCUGCAUGUACGCAUGAAGAUACAAAGCAUUCUACAUUCUCAUCCCCAUAGCACAUGUACACAAUGUUUACAUGUAAAGUGUCAUAUCCAGCACAGAAAUACUUGAAAGAAUCAGCACAGUUUAUGAGAACUAUCUGGGCAGUUGCAAAUGCCAAACCCUCUUUCUGGCAUUGUAUUAUGUGUUUUUAAAUUAUUACGCUGCCCUCGGUUGGUACAUUAUGUCGGGAAGAGAAGUGGGAGCGGUUAUGUGACAUUCUGUGAAUGUGUAAGCAAAUAUUGACCAUUACAUUUUUGUUUGUUCCUUAAUAAUAAAUGACAAAUAAACUGA
Nerophis ophidion (straightnose pipefish) is the source of this 4223-nucleotide messenger RNA. RefSeq names its product TLC domain-containing protein 4-B-like. Gene Ontology annotation, cellular component: endoplasmic reticulum; membrane. The transcript is spliced from 9 exons. NCBI's taxonomy places the organism in Eukaryota, Metazoa, Chordata, Actinopteri, Syngnathiformes, Syngnathidae. The coding region runs from base 246 to 1031 and encodes 261 amino acids. The record is from RefSeq and is a predicted model, not a curated record. Gene Ontology annotation, biological process: lipid homeostasis.